This is a messenger RNA of Peronospora farinosa, 426 nucleotides long. The record is from the annotation of a GenBank genome assembly. NCBI's taxonomy places the organism in Eukaryota, Oomycota, Peronosporomycetes, Peronosporales, Peronosporaceae.
AUGCAGAAGAACCUCAAGCAGGUGGAUUGGCUUGACGGGCCCACUCGACAGGCCGCUGUUGAAAAGAUAGGCACCAUAACCAAUCUUAUUGGGUACUCGACUCUCGCCGAGCACUUUCCGUACGAACUACGCGGCGACGCACUACAUGCAGAGAAUAUAUGCGGGAUCGUCAUGAAGCAUCGGUAUAAUCGAGAUAUAGGACGGAUCAGUGGUCUAUUGAACCGCAACGAUUGUACAACAAUGGAUGUUGAAUCGCCAUUUUUCGCUUUUGAAUACCACCUGCAUGCAACUUUACUUCUAUUGGUUGUAUCAUCGGUCACGAGCUCACGCAUGGCAUUGAUAACUCUGGAAGAUACUACACUGGUGACGCAUCUUACUGGUGGAGUAACGACACAGCAAACAAGUUUUGAUGAAGCAAUACAAUAG